CAAGUUUGUCAAAAAAAAAGAUUAUAUCAUCUGAUUAAAUUGUCUAUAAUCUUCAAAAUCUUAGAGCAUGCCCUGGUAAUAUCUUACAAUAAAAAAGUGAAAAGGUAAAGGUAAUAGAUUUGUCAUAUUGCAUCGGUGCUCGUUAAGAAUGACAUGUAUGUUUUAUGUCUGCAUGCACAUAUAUAAGGUUCAUAUACAUAUUGUAAUAUUUAUAUCAAAUAAAAGCAUAUAUAUAUAUAUAUAUAUACAACAAUUAGAUGUUGGGUAGUGAUCAAUAAGAGUGAUGAGGGAAACUCAUAAAUAUCCCCGUGAGGAGUGUUUGGAGGCAUUCCAAAAUCACAACAACAUUCUUCUGUUUGCUUUUAUCCUCUUCCUUCACUUCUUUCGAUGCUCCUACUUCAAUAAUUUAUAUAUAUGUAUAAAUAUCUUAAAAUUUUGUUUCCUCCAGCUCCAUUACGAGCUCACGGUUCCCUUCUUCGUUUUUACUUUUGUCCUCUCCUCAUUUCUUGAAACCUUAUAUACUCAAGAAUCGCUUACACGCACAAAUGUAUAUACAAAACUGUGGAAUGAGUUGUCAAAAACAAUUAAAAAGAGACAAGGACGAUAAAUGUAGAUUAGAAGCAUACGAAUCAGUUAUCACUAAAACUAAAACCGGUUAACUAUAGAUGGAAUAUUCUGAAAAUGCAAUUGAAUAUUUGCAGUUCACAAUGGGAAGGUAUUGAGAUCCCACAUUGGAAGUUUAAAUAGAUCAACAAUAAUAUAUAAAAUAUUUGGAUCGGUCCAUAUUGAUAGUUAGUAGUUAGUUUAAUUUUUAAUUUAGAAGCACAUGAAAUUUUACAUGUUAUUAAAGUUUUUUUUGUUGCCAACUAAGAUGAUUCAUAAAAUAAUUUAUUACUGGAUCUAAAGUAGAAUUUAGUUUAAGAUGAACCUAUAAGAGUCAUCAAUUGAAAGAGGCGUGGUGAGAUCCUAUAACCAAAUGACUUAGAUUAAUUCACUUAUCACCAAUUAGUUUUAUUUUUAAAGUUCAUGAAACUUAAACGGAUUUGUGUCUCACAUAUAUAUAUAUUUAUAUGUCUAAAUUGGAGAUAAUUUUUAAUUUAACCAAACUGGUCUUUAUGGGGAUAUUAAAAAAUUCAUGUAUGCCAGAUGGUUUCCUUUUUUUUAUAAAGAAGAUGUGUUAGAUCUUGAAGGUCAUGUUAACUGACUGACUGUAUUUCUAUCUUUAGGGCAUCAAGAAUAGUUUACCUCAUUAUUUUUUUCAAAAUAAAAUAAAUUCAAAUUGAGUUUGAAUUUUGCUCCAAUGGUUCCUUUCAAAAAAAAUAUAUUUAAAUAUAUUAGUUAUACUAUUACUACUUAUGAUUAAUUCCAAAAUGCUUAUUAUUUUAUUAAACAUACAAAUUUUACUGAAAUAUAAUUUUAUUUGAACUAAAAUAAUUUUAGUUUCUAAAAGAUAUAAUGAUUUAUAUAAAGUUAUAAUUGUAUUACUAAGGUAAUAAUAAUUUAUUUAAAAAUGAAGCAUAAACAUUGAAUCUUUUAGAUAUAAAACAAAAUUAUAAAAAGUUUUUUUUUCAUCAAAUUAUUAAAAAUUUAAGGACUAAUUUAUAUAUAAAGAAAUUUAACACUAAAAUGAGUUUACUAAAAUGAGUUUGUAAAUGGUGUUCUUCAACUUUGAAGGAACACUAUUCAUAAAAAAAAAUUUCUCAAAAUGCUGCACUAUUACUGAAAGUUUUCCUUCAUUUUUUAAUGUUUUUCUUCAAAAUAAAAGACUAUAGGAGAUGGUCUUAUUAUCGCUUCCAUUUAGUUCGACAAGUUCUAUCAAUAUUUGUUUCUAGAUACAAGAUCAUUACAUCGAAUAUACCCUCACACGUGUUGAUCUUUACACAUUCACUUUCUUAUAUAUAUAAGUACUCUCACGUAAGUAUAAAUUGUAGAAAUAUAUAAUAUAGAAUAACGUGUAACUAGACAUAGAGGCAAUCAAGUAAUUCACGAGAUACCAAAGGAUUUGUCCGUAUGUAUCACAUUCUGUAGCGAUGAAGAGAUCAGACUGUAAGGCAGACAUGUGAGAGACGAGAGGAUCCUAUAAACGUUGUAGAAACUCUGAUCUCUAAUUUCUCUUUCUUAGUAUAUAUAUAUAUAUAUAUAUAGAAGAAAAACCGUAGGGUAAGAGGAGAAGAAACUAAAAAUUUGAAGGAUGGUUUCGAGGGAAUACAAGAGAGAUUCCUCUCUUCGUGAAAAGUUUCAAUUGCUUCGUUCAAUCACUAACUCUAAUGCUGAAAGUGAAACCUCGAUCAUAGUGGAUGCAUCAAAAUAUAUAAAAAAGCUUAAGCAGAAAGUUGAAAAAAUCAACAAUGAGACCACGUCUGAGAAAUAUUUCUGUGAUCCUACCGGUCACAUGGUUACAGUGGAAACCCUAGAGAAGGGAUUCAUGAUAAAAGUAAUGUCAGGGAAGAAUGAGGCAGGCUUGUUGGUUUGUGUUCUUGAAGCCUUUGAAGAUCUUGGACUUGAGGUUGUUGAAGCUAGGGUUUCAUGUAUGGACUCAUUUAGCUUGCAUGCCAUUGGUUCAUCAAAUAAUGAUGAUUGUGAAAGCAUGGAUGGCGAAUCAGUGAAACAGGCAGUUGCAGUGGCAAUCAGGACCUGGAGUGAUAGCCAUGAUCCAAAAGGGUAAAGACAGAUAAAGUAUUCAUGAUUAUCUCUCUCUAUAUUUAUACAUUUGUUUGACCUAAAAAGGGAUUUUAGUUAGACACACAAUCAAGAAGAAUCAAUUGUAUGUCUCUCUCAAUCAAAAUUUCUAAUGAAAAAUAUUCCUUCGGCA
Messenger RNA from Brassica rapa (field mustard), 2812 nucleotides. RefSeq lists its product as uncharacterized. The record is from RefSeq and is a predicted model, not a curated record. Gene Ontology annotation, molecular function: DNA-binding transcription factor activity; protein dimerization activity; sequence-specific DNA binding. Lineage: Eukaryota; Viridiplantae; Streptophyta; Magnoliopsida; Brassicales; Brassicaceae. Gene Ontology annotation, cellular component: nucleus. Gene Ontology annotation, biological process: regulation of DNA-templated transcription.